AUGGAAAAGUUAAUUAAUGAAAUGGAAAUAUUAACUUGCAAAGAUUUAAUUUUACGAAGAUUUAGUAUAUUUGAUGUAAAUGUUUGUCAAAGUAAACUUACACAUAUACGUCCUAGUAAUAAUAAGAAAACAUUUUGUUCAUUAUUAUUUCAUGAACCUGAUAAAAUUGAUUUUGAAAAAAAAGUUAUAUUAGAACAUGGAAUUAGUGAAGGUUAUUGUACUAGAUUUGGUAACAAAAAACUUUUUUCAUGUUUAAACGUGACAAAUCCAUUAAAAUCAGAUGAUUAUAUUUGUUUAAAAAUUAAUGAAAAAUUAGAAAUGAAGAAACUUUAUUUUCAUACAAGGAUGAUGAAAAUAUCUGAUUGGAUUUUUGUCAGGCAGAAUGUUUUUAAGAAUCCAAUUGUUUCUUUUAACUUUGUAUUAUCAUUGAAAUCGAUUAAUUUACUUCUUGGAUCACAAGAAAAGUAUCCUAAACAUUUUUUGAUACUUCGAUGUUUGAAAAUUGUUAAAAACAACGAUAAACGUUUCUUUGAAGAUUGUUAUCCACCUUCUUUAAAACUUCAUAUCAAUGGAGAAAAUUUUACAGAGUUACUACCACGCAAAGUUUAUCAUAACGGUGAUAACAAAGAAUAUCAUUUACCAAUACCAACAAUAUUAAACGAAGGAUUAUCAAAACUUCCAGGUAUAUAUUCAGAAAAAAGGAAUGAUAUUUAUAUUUUUGGAAUUUUUAUGUCAACUGAAAAAAGUACCAAAGAAAUGUAUCAUGAAUUGAUAAAAACAAAGAAGGUUACUGUACAAAAAUUUGAAAAAGAUCUACAAAAUAUUAUGUCACCAUCAGAAGAUAUUACUUUAAAUAGUAUUGUUGUUUCACUUAAUUCUUCAAUUACUUCUAGAAGAAUAAAAGUUCCUUUUCGUGGAAGAAACUGCAAUCAUAUCAUUCCAGAUGAUCUUGAAGAUUAUAUUAAAGUCAAUUUUAAUACUGAAAAUUGGAUAUGUAAAAUUUGUAAACAUCCUUGCACACCAGAUGAUAUUAUGAUUGAUGAAUUUUAUGAAGAUAUUCUUAAUAAAUAUCCUAAAGUAAAUCAAAUUGAAUUUUGUGGAGAAUCAACAUAUAAAUUAUUUAAUAACAAUAGAUUGUUAAUUUCUAGUGACUCAAUAAGUUCUGAAAAUAAGAAUUUAAACAGUACAAAAAAUGUUUCAUGUGGAAGAAAUACUUUAAAAAGAAAAGUAGAUGGAAGUAUACAAGGUUUUACAAAUGAAAAUGGAAAAAGAGCCAAACAUUUUGAUAAAAAUCAUAUUAGUGAAUCUGUUGAAGGUUAUAUAAAAUCUAAUGAUGUACCUCUUUUAAAUUCUACUACAUCUGUUAAUCAAAAUUCAGUCCUUAAAAAAUUAGACAAUAAACAUAAGAUCAUGAAAUCAGUUGUUACAGAACCUGUUUCUGGAGUAAAUACAAUGCCCAUUCUAAAAAACAAAAUGCCAAAAGCCGUUUUUAAGGAUAAUGGUACUCAAACGGCAAAUAAUUGUUGUUUACAUCAAUUUGAUACGUGUACUAGAAAUGAUAAAAGGUCUUUUGAUAUCCUUAAUGAACAUAUCAAAUGUAAUUGCCCAGUUUUCGGCGAACUUUUACAGGGAAUCUUUGAUAGAAAUAAACUUAUGGCAAACAAUAACUUAAGACAGGGAGAAUUUGUUCCUAUUAAACCAGAUUACAUAAGUAACAAUUUAUGGGAAUUUCUUAACAAUACUACUCUUGCAUCAUUGUUUUUUGAGCAAUAA
Molecule: messenger RNA, 1773 nt
Organism: Strongyloides ratti
Lineage: Eukaryota; Metazoa; Nematoda; Chromadorea; Rhabditida; Strongyloididae
Product: Zinc finger, MIZ-type domain-containing protein
Exons: 4
Coding region: 1-1773 (590 amino acids)
Biological process (GO): protein sumoylation
Molecular function (GO): zinc ion binding; SUMO ligase activity
Source: RefSeq, a predicted model, not a curated record